Molecule: messenger RNA, 3258 nt
Organism: Condylostylus longicornis
Lineage: Eukaryota; Metazoa; Arthropoda; Insecta; Diptera; Dolichopodidae
Gene: foi
Product: zinc transporter foi
Exons: 7
Coding region: 513-2657 (714 amino acids)
Biological process (GO): zinc ion import across plasma membrane; intracellular zinc ion homeostasis
Cellular component (GO): membrane
Molecular function (GO): zinc ion transmembrane transporter activity
Source: RefSeq, a predicted model, not a curated record
AUUAUACAUAGUGCAUUAGCCCAUACGUGAAAUAAACUAACCAUUUGAAACAAACUUCUAUUUUUAGUGUUAAAAAGAUUUUAUUUCAUCUAUAAAUAUUCAUUAAAAUUAUGCUCCUUUUAGAAGUAAACAUGUGAAAAUAAAAAACAAUAGAAAAAGAAAAUGAAUAAUUUUUACAAACAAUCAGUUCCAUAAAAAUAAAUUCAUACCAUAUGAACCGUAUCAAGAUAAUUGAAAAUAAUUAAAAUUUUUGGUUAAUUUUAAGGCACAGAAACAAUAUCAAAAAAGAUUGAUUUCAUAUUGUAAUCGCACAUAAAACUAAAAUUACUUUGGGGAAUAAUCAAAAUUUUAAUUGAUUGGCGCAGAUUAAAUUGAUCUCCUGAACAGAAUUAAAAUUAAAAAAAAAAAAAAAAUAGAAUUACAAUUCUAUUAAUUUUUAAAUUAAUUUUUUUUUUAUUUCAAUAAAACAAAUUAUUUUUUUUCAUUCUGCCUAAUUAAUAUAUAGGCACAAAAUGGCUUUUCGAGCUAAAAGUAUAUUAACAGUAUGCUUGUUCUGUUUAUUACAUGCAGAUCAUUUAGCAUGCCAACAACAUGGUGAUUCAAAUGAUAUAGAAAUAUCUAAUAUGCCACCUAUAUAUUUAAAUUAUGAUCAUACAAAAAAUGAUAUGAACUUUAAUACAUUAGUUAAUCAAAAUAACUAUAAAACAAAGAAUAAAAAUAAUAAUGAUCAUAGUUACAAUAAUAAUAAUGAUAAUAAAAAAGAACAAUUAACAAUAAAAGAUCUCGAAAAUCAUCCUAGAUUUCAACAAAAUUCAUAUGAUAAUUUAGAUUCAAAAUAUACAGAUAAUAAUAAUAAUAAGAAUAAUAAGAAUAAUUAUAAUUAUUAUAAUAAUAUAUAUGAUAUAAAUAAUCCAUAUAGAAAACGAACACCAAAUAGUUAUAUUAAAUUAAUAAAACCAGAUAAUUUAAUAAGACAACGUAGGCAUGCUGGACAUGAUCAUGAUAAUGAAGAUAAUGAUAAUAUAGAUAUAUCACCAAUAACAAAAGAAUUUAUUAAAAAAAUAUUUUUAAAUUAUGGUGAAAAAGGACGUGAAAUGAAUUUAAAAGAUUUUGAAAUAAUGAUGGAUACAUUAAAUUUAACAAAAUUAAAAUAUAAUAAUAUUACAAUUAAUUCAAUUGAUAAUAAUAAUAAUAAUAAUAAUGAUAAUGAAUGUUCUAGUAUUAAUCAUUUAUUUGAAAAAUUAUAUCCAGAAGUAAAAGAAAAUCUUCAAAAUGAAUAUAAUGAAUUAGUUAGAGAAAAUCCAGAAUUAGCAAAACAAUAUCAAGUAGCAGAUCCAGUUUAUAAAUUAACUAAAAAUAAUAUACAUUCAAUGUGUCCAAUUAUAUUAUAUCAAUUAUUAUCACCAAAUUUAAAUGAAAAACAAGGCUGUAUACAAAAUAAAAAUUUAAAUGUUAUUGAAACCAAACAUACACAUCCAGAAGUUUAUGAAAAAGAUCACUUUUUAAUUUGGACUUAUUCAACAUUGGCUGUUGUAAUAUGUGGACUUUUAGGAUUGGUUGGAAUUGCAAUAAUUCCAUUUAUGAAUACAAAAUUUUAUCAACAAAUUUUAUCAUUUUUAGUUGCUUUAGCUAUAGGUACAAUGACUGGAGAUGCUUUAUUGCAUUUAAUACCACAUUCUGUAAUAUGCGCUACCGAAGAACAAAUGGUACGCAAAGGAUUGGUAUGUGUUUCUGGUAUAAUCGGUUUUUAUUUGGUAGAAAAUAGUUUUACAUUAAUAUCAGAAUAUCGUAAAAAAAGUCGAAGGAAAGCUAAUUCAAAUAGAAGUGUUCCAGUUUUUCGUGAACAAGGUAAGACUGCUAAUCAUACUGAAGAUGGUGCUGGUGAUAAACUUUGUAAAAGUAAAUAUAGUACUGAUUAUUGCUAUGAUGAAGUAACAGGAGAAAAUAAAGAUGAUAUUGGACAACAGAAUUCACAUCAAGAAAAUCGUGGUGAUGGAGUACAUGUAAAUCAUGAAAAUGAUAGACCACUUCCAGUUUCAGUAAUAUUAAGAGAACAUGAUCAUACACAUCAUGGACAUGCACAUAAACAUGGUCAUGUUCAUUCACCACCAUCAACAAUAAGUGCUGUAGCAUGGAUGAUUAUUUUAGGUGAUGGUUUACAUAAUUUCACAGAUGGGAUGGCAAUUGGUGCUGCAUUUUCUGAAUCUAUACCUGGAGGAUUUUCAACAUCUUUGGCUGUAUUUUGUCAUGAGCUUCCACAUGAAUUAGGUGAUUUUGCAAUUUUAAUUAAAGCUGGUAUGACACCAAAAGCUGCUGUUGCCUAUAACUGUUUAACAGCAAUUUUAAGUUUUGUUGGAAUGAUUUUUGGUAUUGUUUUCGGUGAAAAUGAUGAUGCAUCUCGUUGGAUGUUUUCAGUUGCUGCCGGUCUUUUUAUUUAUAUUGCUUUAGUAGAUAUGAUGCCUGAAAUGACAUCAGCUCAUAAUACUGUACAACAAAUUUUCUUACAAUUAUUGGGUUUAGUUGGAGGAUUAAUGUCUAUGCUAUUAAUUGCAAUAUAUGAACAUGAAUUAAUGAAUAUAUUUGGUGGACAUAAUCAUAGCCAUGCUUGUCCUAGUAAUGGCCAUAGUCAUGGUGGAGGACAUGGACACAGUCAUUAAACUUAAAAUUUUUUUUUUUUUAAUUUGAAAGAAGCUAAUUUAAAAAGAAAGAAUAAACAAAAUAUGCAAAUGUACAAUAACAAUAUAUAUUAUAUUAAAAUAAAUAUUUAAUUGUACUUAAUAUGUAUAAGCGUAUUUUUAAAGUAGGGUAAAUGCAAGACCAUAUUUUUGUAAAAAAAAAAAAUGUAUGCAAUGUUCUAUAUACAGUUUUGCACAAAACAACGAAUUGAAUAAAAAAUAAAUUAAAAUUCGAUUUAUAAUUAAAUAAAUAUAUAAUCAAUUAGAUUUUUCAUGUUAUUUUAAUUCAGAAAGUAAAAUAUUUUAAUAAUUUCUCUGCAUUUUUGUCAAAAUUAUUUGUAGUUUGAGUAAAAAAAAAAAAAAAAAUUAUUAAAUUUCAUUGUUUAAUUUUAUUAGAUAUUUAAAAACAAGUUUCUCAAUAUAAUUUACAAAAUUAAAUCUCAUAACAUAUUAUUAUAAGAUUUCUAAAUUAAUUUAAUUUUUGUUUUUAAUGUCUUGCAUUAUUGACUUACCAAUUUUUACAUAAUAUACAUAUUGUAAAUAACAUUAAAUUUUAUCGUUUUAAUAUAAUAAUAGGCUCGCA